AUGUCAACCGCAAAUCUCCAGCCUAGCCUACUAGAGGAGCGGAGAGAAUGGGUCAAGCAUGAUCGCGAAGUCAAGCUCGACAUCUUCCUUUCUAUCGCAGAAGAAGUCAUGCUGGAGCUAUUCGAAGUUGGCCCGCCUCUCCCACCAUCCAACAUGAACGCACAAGAGAUGCUGCGAGUUCUGGAGCAACGAUAUGCAGUUUUCAACUUCGAGUCGUACCAUCACGCUUUCUGUCAUUUCUUAAAUCUACACAUCGACCAAUACUCAACGAUCGAAGAGUUCAACCAAGAAUUCUUGACUACAUUAGAGGAACUGCUGGAUCAUGGACAGCCGCUAUCCAAUACCCAGGCUUGCAGCGCGUAUUUUUCAAAGCUGCGAUGCACGCAGAACCCGUGGGUCGCGAAGAAGUUGAAAGAGUGGGAUGUAAAGGGAGGGGAGAUGGACUGCAGAGAACUGUUGAAAGAAUCACCACCAUGGUCCAUCAUCCGUCCGCUCGCGACAAAGGCGUCGCAUACCUUCCUCGUCCAGUCUAUACCAGAAGAGGAUGUCGAAGACAGCUCAGCGUCAGACAGCGACUCGUUGCUCGAGAAGUCGGAUGGCUCUACUGCGUCAAGCGUUUCCUCGCACUCGCGCAAUGUGUCGACUGAAUCUGCGCCGCAGAAAGAUCCUAGCGCGCCAGAACGACAGCAUUCAAUCUUGACAGUGCGCUCGCAGGAAAUCACCAUUCAAGCAUCGCCAGAAGCCAUUGCGGAGAUGGAGCUACAGGCCAUGCACAAGGAGCUGGGCAAGCUCCCCACUUCCGCCAUACCAGAGCGUGGGAGUUCCAAGUUCCAGGUCCCCGGCACAAUCCUAUCUGACGGUUCGAAGGAGUCUCUCCCGGAGUGGCUGGUGUCGAAGAAGAGUUGGCCCUCAACCCCCGACAUCGCCACACGCCCACAUUCAUCUCUCGCCGCGCUGCCCGCCACGCAGGCGCCGAAUCCCAUACCCUCACUGGGGUGGUGGAAGCACGAAUCACAGCAAAGUCACAUACAGAGCGAUGAAGAAGAUGAGGAAUGCGAUGAGGAAGAUGGAGAUUUCCUGCCACUGCAAGGCACAUGCACGCGCGAUUCUGAAGCGUGGUCGUAUUUGUAUCAGGCGAAAGGCGGGUAUUUGAUUACCGCACCGGGGCGCACGAUAACGUCCUCAUCUACGUCCGAGGAGAAGAAGGCCUCGCCGACGUUCCGGGACGUCGUGUUGCACAGGAAGCGUUCGAGUGUGGAUUUUGUGGCGCGCUUGAGUGGGGAGAGCGCGCGCGGGGAGGAGAAAGACAAGGCGAAGAGGUUCGGGAUGAAGAAGAGUUGGAUUGGAGGCGUGGGGUUGGGGAUCGGGAGGUUUGCCGGGAAGGGAGUUAAGGAGAUUAUUUAG
Parastagonospora nodorum SN15 is the source of this 1404-nucleotide messenger RNA. RefSeq lists its product as hypothetical. The record is from RefSeq and is a predicted model, not a curated record. NCBI's taxonomy places the organism in Eukaryota, Fungi, Ascomycota, Dothideomycetes, Pleosporales, Phaeosphaeriaceae. The transcript is spliced from 2 exons. The coding region runs from base 1 to 1404 and encodes 467 amino acids.